AUGGACAAGCAAAGGAAAGAAUACGAAGAAUUGAAACAAAGGUUGAAACAGGCUCUUCAGGAUAAGAAAAAGCAGGAACAAGAAUGGGAUCAGAUCCAGCAAGAUAUUUUUGACAAGGAAACUGAAUAUCUUUCGGGCAAUGCGUCGAGUAAGUAUGGCACAAUUGUGAAAGGUUUUGAUGGGUUUAGCAAACACACGUCGCAGGAUAACCAUCACUUUCAAGAUCAAGAUCGUAUAUUCUCUUUGAGCAGCGCCUUAUUUGUGAAGCAACAACAAGGAAUUGAGGAUGAGGAUUAA
Messenger RNA from Eremothecium cymbalariae DBVPG#7215, 297 nucleotides. It is a transcript of the gene EAF6, whose product is annotated as Eaf6p. NCBI's taxonomy places the organism in Eukaryota, Fungi, Ascomycota, Saccharomycetes, Saccharomycetales, Saccharomycetaceae. The transcript has a single exon. The record is from RefSeq and is a predicted model, not a curated record. Gene Ontology annotation, cellular component: histone acetyltransferase complex. The coding region runs from base 1 to 297 and encodes 98 amino acids.